UGUUUGCUGUUUAGAAACAGAUGGCUAACUGUAUUUUAUCCCAUUACAGUCCAGAUCUUCCCGGCUGGAUGUCUCUGCGGAUGCGGCCAAGCACCGAGGUCAGCUUUCUGACAGGGCCAUCUGCCUGCAGAGGGAACUAUAAGUGGGUGGGUUAUAUUUAGAGCCUGGUCCAAUGAAGAGCGAAGGGCCCUAGUGCCUUUCCAACGCAGCUCUCACCCGGGCUCUGGCUGGCACACUGUGAUGCCAUCAGUGUACAGGGGGAAUAAUAGAGCGACACCGGGGAGAAAAAGAGUUAAGCGGAUUAUUACAACCUGCACGAACAUCCCUGGCGGGGAAGCGACUGUUCUCCACGGGCCGGCUACCUCUAUACAUGGAUUUGUCAUACUGGUCGCCUGAUAGGAGGUCUGAUGUUAAUUGGCAUCUCCUGCUGUAGAGGUGCAUCUCCUAUAUUGUAGAGAAACUUUAUCUUGGGAGGAAGUGCUAAGAGAAGAUGAAUGACAUGGUAAUGAGAAGACUUCACUGAGAACACAGCAGAGCUCUUCCAUCACAUUACAAGGUCCACCUAUCCAACCAACAAGCGUGGAGAUGGACGCCAACCAAGCUUUCUAAAAAUGCGACCACAAAUAAACUGCAUUGAGUGUCCAAACAAGACAAUGAGCUGUAGAGAAGCCGACAUCUACCAGCGUAUCCAAGAGGGUUCUGACACCGUCAAAAGGAACAGAAAUAAGAAAGAACAAGACUAUAUUUCUGAGACGGGCACAGUCAUAAGGAGUCAAAAAUCAGAUCGGAAACAAAAGGCCUCUAACAGAAAGGCAGACGACCUCUCACGAGAUGACUUGCUGUUCCUUCUGAGCGUGCUGGAGGGAGAGCUACAAGCUCGAGAUGAAGUUAUAUCUGUGCUGAAGGCAGAAAAAAUUGACCUGGCUUUACUAGAAGCCCAAUAUGGCUUUGUGACUCCAAAACGGGUCUUGGAGGCCCUUCAAAGAGAUGCAAUCAGAGCAAAUGCUACACAAUGGCAAGAAGACAUCUACGAAAAGCCAAUGUGUGAGCUGGAUAAAGUUGUGGGCAAGCACAAGGAAACUCACAAGAGAAUGCUGGAGCAACUUCUAAUGGUGGAGAAAUCCCAAAGAGAAACCUUGUAUGACUUAGAGGAAGAAAAAAGAAAACAUACCGAUUACAUGGAAAAAAGUGACGAAUUUACCAAUCUACUGGAGCAAGAGCGAGAAAGGCACAUCUUUUUGUUUUACAUUGUACAGUAUUUUGGAUUGUUCACAAGAACACUUCUUAAAUCCGUGACCUCCAAAUAAGGAUAAUUUUCCUGCAAUCUCACGCAGACUUAGGAACAAAGAAGGAAGCAUGUCAAGAUCCAACAUGUCCAACCUGUCCUUCGCCAAACAUCUGCCAUCAAGGGAGAGUCAAGAGCCUACCACACACAU
Bufo gargarizans (Asiatic toad) is the source of this 1436-nucleotide messenger RNA. RefSeq names its product filamin A-interacting protein 1-like. The record is from RefSeq and is a predicted model, not a curated record. The coding region runs from base 612 to 1307 and encodes 231 amino acids. Lineage: Eukaryota; Metazoa; Chordata; Amphibia; Anura; Bufonidae. The transcript has 7 exons.